Tilletiopsis washingtonensis is the source of this 920-nucleotide messenger RNA. RefSeq lists its product as hypothetical. The annotation marks the transcript as partial. Gene Ontology annotation, cellular component: membrane; mitochondrion. The transcript is spliced from 3 exons. Gene Ontology annotation, biological process: mitochondrial respiratory chain complex IV assembly. NCBI's taxonomy places the organism in Eukaryota, Fungi, Basidiomycota, Exobasidiomycetes, Entylomatales. The record is from RefSeq and is a predicted model, not a curated record.
CCCCCCCGCGCCAUCCCCUCAGCCGCACAUUCGCGCCCCCAUGUCCGGCACGCCCCUGACGCGCCUCUUCGGCGUGCGUGGUGCUGCGCUGCGCCUCGCCCCUUCCUCCUCCUCUCGCUCGCUGCGCACCUCGGCGGCCUCGCGCGCCUCGCAGGCGUCGCAGCAGUACGACUCGCUCUACUCCUCCGCCUACGCCGGCCAAGGUGCGCGUGCAGACCAGCCGAAAUGGUACCGCUCGCCCACGACGCUGCUCCUCGGCUUCAUCCCGCUCUUCACGCUCGGCCUCGGCGUGUGGCAGAUGCAGCGCCUAAGCUGGAAGCUCGAGCUCAUCGACGAGCUCGAGCAGAAGCUCACGCUGCAGCCCGUGCAGCUGCCGAUGCGCGUCGAUUCCGCGCUGCUCGACUCCCUCACCUUCCGCACCGUGCAUCUCUCUGGCACCUUCGACUAUUCGCGAGCCCUCUUUCUCGGGCCGCGCGUGCGCGAGGGCACGCUGGGCUACCACGUCGUCGUGCCGCUGCAGCGCGCCGCGGGCGGCGCAGACGUGCUCGUGGACCGCGGCUUUGUGGCCGAGAAGCACAUUGUGGGCAAGGGCAAGGCGCGGCGAUUGAAGCCUGAGGCCAUGGAGACGGGCAAAGUCUCGCUGACCACCAUGGCGCCUCGAGUCUACCCGCCAAACAUGUUCACGCCCACCAACACGCCGCACACGGGCGAGUGGUUCCACGCCGAUCCGCACGCCAUGGCCGCGUGGAUGUCGGGCGCGGCGGGCGCGGCCAGCCUGGACGACGCACAGGAACACGCAGGCGAGCAGGAGGAUGCACAUACGCUGAGCGCGGGCAUUGGCAAGGGCGUGCGAGAGAUGCUGGGCCUGGGAAAGAAGGGAGAGAAGAGAGUCUUGCCGGCGCUGUUCGAGGAGGUGUUCG